GGCGCGGGAGGAUUGCAGGAGACGGGCCCGUGGAGGAUGGAAUCCCUCGGCCUUCGGCGACUGCUGCUGCUCGGGAUCUGCCUCCAGCAGGGAGCAGCGGCUGCAGGACCAGCCUGUGGCCAGCAGAGAGUGUUAAACCGAAUCGUUGGUGGGACCAAUGCCCAGAGAGGGGAAUGGCCCUGGCAGGCCAGCCUGCAGCUCCGCGGGGAGCACUUGUGUGGAGGGACCUUGAUCGGUGACAAGUGGAUCCUCUCGGCUGCUCACUGCUUCAUCGGGAAAGACACGACCAAGGACCCCGCUGCCUGGAAGGUGGUGCUGGGGCGUCUGCAGCUGAGCGGUGGCCCGCUGCAGGGGGUCGUGCGCAACGUCUCCCAGAUCAUCACCCAUGAGAAGUACCAAGACUACACCAAGGGCAUGGACAUCGCUCUGCUGCGCCUGGCGGAGCCCGUCCCCUUUGGCCGUGACGUAGCCCCCAUCUGCCUGCCCUACCCCAGCCACCAGUUCGCCUUCGGGUCCCAGUGCUGGGCCACCGGCUGGGGCCGGGUGAUGGAGGACAGGACCCUACCACCCCCCAUGCCUCUCAAGAAGGUGGAGCUGGACCUGCUCAGUGCCGAGACCUGCAACUGCAUUCACAGCAACCUGCGGCAGAAGGAGCUGUCCAGUCCGGCCAGGCCGGGGCUGAUCUGUGCCGGGUUCCAGAGUGGAGGCGUGGGGCCCUGCCAGGGUGAUUCGGGCGGGCCGGUGGUCUGCUCCGAGAACGGGACGUGGUUCCAGGCCGGGAUCCUCAGCUUCUCAGUGGGCUGUGCCCGGCCCCACAGCCCCAUCCUGAUAACCGAGGUCACGGCCUACGCCAGCUGGAUCGAGAACCGCACCUGGGGAGCCUCCUUUGCUGUCCAGACGGGGCCAGCCCCCUUCAGCAGCGAGGAAGGGAAGUGCAAAGGCUGUGGGAAGCCGAAGGGAUACGAGCUGAACUUUUCCGCCACGGGGGCCUGGCCCUGGUACGUGAGCCUGCAGUUUGGAGGGCAGCACGUCUGCGGGGGAGCGCUGAUCUCCGAGAGCUGGGUGCUGGCGGCUGCUCACUGCUUCAUCGAGCGGCAGGAGCACACGGACUGGAAGGUGCUGCUGGGUGAGCGGCGGGAGGGGGCAGAGCCACGCUGGCAAGAAGAGCGGGGCCUACAGAAGCUGAUCCUCCACGGGGCCUUCGUGAACGUGACCGAGGGCAGCGACAUCGCGCUGCUGCAGCUGGCCCAGCCGGUGGUGUUCGGGGAGCACCUCUGGGCUGUCUGCCUCCCUUACGAAACACACCGGUUCCGGCUUGGGGGCACCUGCUGGGCCAGGGGACGGGAGAAAGCUCGGGCACCCACCCCACAGCCACUCCAGGGGGUGGGGGUGGCUCUCCUGGGACCAGUGGCCUGUAACUGCAGCUACAGCCAGUCCAUCUUAGCUGGUGAGGCCGGGCCCAUCCUCCCGGAAAUGCUUUGUGCUGCUCAGCAGAUGCUCCGGACUGUCAGGGUGCAGACGACUCCAAUCAUUGCCCUGGACAUGCACCCAUCCAUCUAUGGGCCUUAUGGAACUGUCCAUGGUGCUGAUAUGGGCUAUUGGCCCUGGCUGAUUGGGUCAGGCUCCUUUCUCUCCCCACCCCCCUUCCACCUUCCUGUGGAACUGUCCAUGGUGCUGGCAUGUUCUAUUGCGUCCAUGGCCACUUGGGGCUGGGGCGAUGAUGGGGGGGCACUGAUAUGCAGCGAGAAGGGCACCUGGUUCCUGGCGGGCCUCUCCAGCUUCAGCAAUGGCUGUGGGAGGAAGAGCCAGCCGGGCGUGUACACGGACGUGAGGGCACACGAGAAGUGGAUCAUGGACAUCACACGGGAUGGUUAUUUUGGCAACCAGCCCAUGCCAGUGCCGGCCAUCACAGAAGAGGACACCUGCCCAGUGGAGCCGACUCCAAGUUCUGGUGGAGCAGGGACAAAGCCGGUUCCCACGGUGGGCACCACAAGUGGGCAAGGCUCCGGUGGAGCGGGGACAAAGCCGGUGCCCACGGCGGGUACCACAAGGGGGCAAGGUUCCACUAAAGGCUGGGCAAAGCCAGUGAUACCUGGUGGUGCCACGGAAGAGGAAGGUGCCAGUGGCAAGGGGCAGAAGCCAAGGCCGCCUGGUGGUGCCAAAGGGGGGCACGGUGCCAGUGGCAAGGGGCAGAAGCCAAGGCCGCCUGGUGGUGCCAAAGGGGGGCACGGUGGAAAAGGGAAGGGUCCCAAAGGGAGGCUCCGUUUCUUCUAGCCACUGACCCGCAUCAGAGAAUUCUGGCACCUCCCGGCCCUCCAGCUGCUUCUUUCACCCACUGGAAGAGCGCCCGGGGCUAAUCGGCAGCUCUCUCCGUUUUCUGUGCGGGCCCAGCUGCCGAGAUGUCGAAUCAGGAACGAGAGAAGCCUCCUGGUUUCCAUGUGUGAGGAUCCCUUCCCAGCGGGAUCUCCCGCCCCCAGAACCAGCGCCCUCUGGAUUUGGAAACCACAUUGCCUGGUGCUGCGAUGCGCCUGGCUCUGGGGCGGAACGUUGCUGUUGAUUAUUGUUCCUGCUGUUAUUUAUGCUACAAGAAUAGGCAGACUCUGGAAUCAGGGACUCCCGUGUGCUGGCCAUUGUGCUGGCCCUGACCGAGUUUGGGGGCCGCACUGCACCGGAUGCCUCACAGGUCUCGACUCGGACCCUGUCAGGGUGGGCACUGCACAGACCCCAGUCAGAUCGGGCCUGGCUUUGUCACAGCCCCACGG
Molecule: messenger RNA, 2762 nt
Organism: Pelodiscus sinensis (Chinese soft-shelled turtle)
Lineage: Eukaryota; Metazoa; Chordata; Testudines; Trionychidae
Source: RefSeq, a predicted model, not a curated record